Leptosia nina is the source of this 1890-nucleotide messenger RNA. NCBI's taxonomy places the organism in Eukaryota, Metazoa, Arthropoda, Insecta, Lepidoptera, Pieridae. The record is from the annotation of a GenBank genome assembly.
AUGAAUACGCGUCAGUUGCGUAGAAUCGCCGCGGCCGUAAAAUCAUUACAGACACAGAAAACACCAUGCACUUGCCGUAGCUACAGCCAAGUGCGGCCCGUUUAUGUCAUUGAAAGACCCAAAUGGAGGAAUUCAGCGCAAAGCUUCUACGCCGCUCAGUCCAUCGACACAAGGGUACGUGAAGGUUCGCACAAGAAUGCGGACGAUGUGCUGUUUGACAUGUUCAAAAAUGAAGAAACGGGGUUACUUCCUGUGGGAAAGUUUUUGGCUGCUUUACGAACCACAGGGAUAAAGAAGAACGAUCCACGCGUAAAGGAAGUUAUGCACAACCUGUACAAAGUGCACAAGGAAUCGAAUUUCGAAGGCGGAUCACCGGAAACGCUGAAGCUGGACAGGAAGACGUUCAAAGAAGUGAUCGCGCCGAACAUAGUUUUGAUCACGCGCGCGUUUAGAAGUCAAUUCGUAAUCCCUGACUUUCAAGAUUUCAUAAAGGACAUUGAAGAAAUGUAUUGGACGGCUAAGAGCAUUACCGAUGGCAAAGUAGCCAGUUAUAUACCUCAGUUGGCAAGAGCUAACUGUGAUAAUUGGGGAGUCAGCGUAUGCACUAUAGAUGGGCAACGGUUCUCAAUAGGAGACGUUAACGUCCCCUUCACUCUACAAUCGUGCAGCAAGCCGUUAACGUAUGCGAUGGCCCUUGAAAUGCUGGGCCCCGACGUCGUUCACCAGUAUGUUGGCACGGAGCCCAGUGGCAGAAACUUCAAUGAACUCGUCUUGGAUCACAACAUGAAGCCUCACAAUCCAAUGAUAAACGCGGGAGCCAUAUUGGUGUGUUCGUUGUUAAAAACGUUGGACAAGCCCGAAAUGACACUCGCUGAAAAAUUCGACUACGUCAUGUCCUUCUUCAGCCGUCUGGCGGGCCACGAGGCCCUAGGCUUCAAUAAUGCUGUAUUUUUAUCCGAACGCGAGGCGGCGGAUAGGAAUUACGCGUUGGGCUUCUAUAUGCGAGAACACAAAUGCUACCCGGAGAAAACCAACCUUCGGGAAUGUAUGGAUUUCUAUUUUCAGUGCUGCUCUAUGGAAGCUAAUUGCGACAUAAUGUCCAUCAUGGCGGCAACCUUAGCAAAUGGCGGGAUAUGUCCUAUCACGGAUGAGAAAGUGCUAAGACCCGAUUCGGUCAGAAACGUACUAUCUUUGAUGCAUAGCUGUGGCAUGUACGACUACUCAGGCCAAUUUGCCUUCAAAGUAGGUUUGCCGGCGAAGUCGGGAGUUUCUGGUGCUAUGUUGAUAGUCGUGCCGAAUGUUAUGGGCAUAUGCACUUGGUCGCCGCCCUUGGAUCCUUUGGGCAACAGUUGCAGGGGUUUACAAUUUUGCGAGGAACUAAUAAAGCGAUUCAAUUUCCACAAAUACGAUAACAUACGCUACGCGAGCCACAAAAAAGACCCACGCCGUUACAAAUUCGAAACAACUGGACUGAGCAUUGUCAAUCUGCUGUUCUCGGCUGCAAGUGGGGACUUAAGCGCGCUGAGAAGGCAACAUCUCUCUGGGAUGGACAUGACACUGGCUGAUUACGACGGCAGGACUGCUUUACACCUUUCUGCUGCGGAGGGUCAUUUAGCAUGCGUGGAAUUCCUACUGGCUCAGUGCAACGUACCCCACGACCCACAGGACCGUUGGGGCAGUCGCCCCCUAAAUGAGGCAGAAACAUUUGGACACACAGCUGUAGUGGAAUACCUUAAGAAGUGGGAAGAAUCUCAUCCGCUCGGUAUUGAGCCAGAGAGUUCAAUAUCAACCGUAGACGAUAUCCUUGAUGUGCAGCCCCAAGCAGAUGACCCAGUGAACGAUCCGAGCAUCCGUGAAAUAGUGAAACGAAACGGGGAUAAAGUAAAUUGA